This is a messenger RNA of Andrographis paniculata, 853 nucleotides long. RefSeq lists its product as uncharacterized. The transcript has 4 exons. Lineage: Eukaryota; Viridiplantae; Streptophyta; Magnoliopsida; Lamiales; Acanthaceae. Gene Ontology annotation, biological process: mitochondrial respirasome assembly. The record is from RefSeq and is a predicted model, not a curated record. The coding region runs from base 172 to 561 and encodes 129 amino acids.
AGGUCGAUUUGUUUUUGCUCCUGAAUCGCAUUGGACUGCUUGAUUCUCUACGCACCGAGUUCGCGGAUCGUCGUCGUUGCCGAGCUUCACUGCGACUGUAUCUGCCUGGAGCUUUGUGACGAACCUCUAGGGUUUUUGGGGGAGUUUAAAAAGGGUUUUGGUUUCUAGUUCAUGAUGCGGGAAAGGAAAUCUGCGAAAUUGAACCAACAGCAGCAUCAGCAUCAGAAUGGUCACUUGUCUCCGUUUAAAUUGGCAAAGCUGUUAGAUCCUGAUGCUUCGUGGGAUAAGGAUCAGCUUGGGGAUGUUCUGCAUUGGAUCAGACAAGGAUUGGGCCUUGUAUGUGGUUUGAUUUGGGGUGCAAUUCCUUUGGUUGGGGGCAUUUGGUUUCUCCUGUUUCUCGUCUUAUCAACCGGCAUUAUCUAUGCAUAUUAUGCUCACAUACUAAAAAUUGACGAAGAAGAAUUCGGAGGCCAUGGAGCGCUUCUCCAAGAGGGACUUUUCGCUUCAGCAUCCCUCUUUCUGCUUGCGUGGAUUCUUAUAUACAGCUUGGCGCACUUUUGAUCAGCUGUGUUCUAACUUCUGGGUCAUCGGAAAAAUCGGGCCUCCUCCUUUCAGUAUCAUGAGGUGAAACUUCUGUCUGUGAAGUCGACAUUUCUUUCAGCAACACCUCUUCAUUGCAUCAUAUCUGUGGCUACUCUCUUCUGUGUGCAUUAUUUGCCUGCAAAGGCAGGGAUAGGCUUAUAUUAUAUUUCUUCCUAAGAUUUUGUUUUAUCUUCACCUUUUGAGGUACAUUUAUUAUGCUGCUAUAUGACUCCCUUUUUUUUCAUCUUGAAAUAAGAUUACAUGUUGGUGA